GUGUAUUAAAAAAGAAAUGGCUGUGUUUUUAAGAUGGUCAAGUUUUCAUGGAGUACUAUAUAUUUUAAUCAAUUUAAAAAUGGGAAAUUCAAUUUGUAAUAUGGAGAAUUAUAACGACUACAACUAUGACGAUCAAUGGACAUAUGUUCAACAUAUGUAUUGCCAGCAUAUCGAAGAGCAUUUAGAAGAUAUAGAGUAUGAUGGUCGUUGUACAAGAGUGACAAUUUCAGAUUCAAAUAUACCUGAAAUAUCAACUGCAGCAUUUUUAAAUGUAGAUCCCUCCAUGGAAGAUUUAGACCUGUCAGGAAACCGUAUAAAGAACAUACGGUCUGGUGCCUUUAGUGGUCCUCAAGCUUUGAGAAUACUUGACCUACAUAACAACCAAAUCGUAAAAAUAUCCAACGGAAUAUUUAAUCAUUUAGUCAAAUUAAAAUUCCUUGAUCUGUCUGAAAAUAAAAUCAGCAGCAUUGAUCCAAAUUUUUUAACAGGCGUAAACAUAUCUUCACUAAAUCUUGCAAGAAAUGCUUUAAAAUCUUUUGAAAAUGUAUUGGUGGGACAAAAUUCUUACGUAAGAAUGUUAAAUUUGAGUAGAAAUGAAAUUUCUCUUUUUAACUUAAAUAGAUUUAAUUGUAGAAUUAACACUUUGGACAUUUCAAAUAAUAAGUUAACAUUUGUUAAUAUUUGCUUUCCCGGAUUGCAAAAUCUUGAUGUUAGUUAUAAUGAAAUAAGCCAGUUACUUGCUGAUACUUGCUAUUUAAACACGUCACCACUAAAUUUAACUAUCAGUUAUAAUUUGCUAAAUGAAGAAAGCGUCAUGAAUGUUUCAAAAUUGUUAAAAUUAGAAAUGUUAGAUAUGGCGGGAAAUAAUCUGUCCUUUAUUCCUGUUAACCUAUUUGUCAAUUUAACAAACUUGGUAUACUUAAACAUGUCCCAUAAUAAGAUAAGUUACUUGAACUAUGGAGCACUGGAUCAUGUAAGAGGAUUGCAAAUUUUAGAUUUGUCGUAUAACAAGCUUACUACCAUUAAAAGAUACUUGCACUCGUUGUCAGCACUAAGAGCUUUAUAUAUUAAUAACAAUAAAAUUACAAACAUUAGUAGCAAACAACUGUUGAAUGAUAUUGGACCAUCGGUCAUCAUGAACAUAGAUAAUAAUGAUUUUAUUUGUGAAAAUUUGGUAGAAGUAGUUCAUGAUUAUAGCGUAUUUAUAGGUACGUCAAAGAUGGGAUCAAAUAUUAACGGCAUUGCUUGCAAAGAAGAAACAUUACCAAAAGCAAAUCAUGAGGUCAAAUUUGAAAAUGAUGUUGAGGAAUCCGAGAGCAAAGGUUUUAAAAACAGCAAAUUUAAUAAGUACCUUGAAGAAUUGAAAAAUAUUAAUACUUUAAAUUUUAAUGGUACUGACAUGUUAAAGUACUUCAACCAAGAUUUUAAAAACAGUUUGGUCUAUAAAUAUCUAGAAAACCUGAAAGCAAAUGAAAGCUCAGCUCAGCUUGCUACGCACUCUGUAUUAAUUAUAUUAUUAAUUAUUUUAGUAUUAUUUAAGGUUGUAAAAAUAUAUUCUAAUUACAAAAAUUCUAAAAAGUUGUUAUCUAGAGAACAAGUUGAACUCAUAGAUACAAGUAAUAUACAAUGUGUUCAACAAUGAACCAAUCAAUCUUUCGUUAGCAAUACGCAUUUUAGAAAAACGCCGGCACCACUGUACGAAUGUACUAGAUACUAGAUAACCUAAAACUAAAUCCCAGUUGUUUAGUACGUUCUUUAACGGUAAAAUAUUGCAAAACUUCUAAAUUUUAAAGAACCGCUUGGAUUGACAUGAAAUUUGGCAUACACAUAGCUAACAAGUCAAAGAAAAAAGUUAUAUUGUGCCGUUAUGUGCUUUUGCCCCGGGGGUGGUUUUCACCCCCUCUUGGGGCGAAAAAAUGUUCGUCCAAAAUAAAUCCGGAAAUGGAUAAACUGACUAAUUUUAAGUAACUUUUGUUCUAUAGAUUUUUUUCACUAAGUCAAUACACAUUUGAUAAUAUAUAUAUAUGCACAUAAUGAAUAUGUUCAUUUUUUCAACAAAAUAACCACGCUUUUGGACGGUUUUUCGCAAAUAACUCAAAUAAUAAGUAUUUUGUCUCAAAAUAUAGCCUGUAAAAAUUUUUAAAAAAUGAUGUAAAUAUCACGUCUCUGUACCUAGUAGAAGCAGAGUUAUAGCUAAUUACAAAUUGGUUCAUAUUCGUCAAAUUCCAAAUGGAAUAUUUAAUGUGAAGUAACCAAAAAUAAAACACAUUUCGGGGAAAACUCGUUACAAUUUAAUUAAAGUGUUUAAAAAAAGCUUCAUUUUUGUUUUAUAAAAAAAAAUUCUAGCAUCAAAAGUAAACAAGUUACGCUCAAUAUAAAGUUAGUCCCUUUUUUUUUGGUACAAAAUCGGGAAAAUCACCCCCUAAUUAGUAUCUCAAAUGAACUUAAUCGUUACGACUUCACAAGUUUCUUGACUCGUGUAUGUGUUGUUUAUAGGAUCUGUAAGUUUCAUCAGUUCAAAUUCCUUAUUUUUGAAAGGGCUGUAGUUAAAAUGGGUUGAACGAGUCACUGAUCACGAAUGUGUGCAAAUUUAGAAACACCAAAUCUUAAUCAAUUUUUUUCUAACAGAAAAACAAAAAAAUACAUGAUAUUCAGAAAAGCAAUGCUGACUUUUUUUGCUUUUCGAGAUUUUUGGUAUCUCUAACAAUUUUUCAAAAUUAAAAUUAUUGAAAAUUUUAUUUUAAAACCAAAAUUUUUUUAAAAAUAAGCACGUUGGAUCGAUGAAAUUUACAGAUCAUAUAAACACAACAUAAGUAAAAUAAUUUGUGGAGCGGUAACGAUUAAUUUCAUUUAAGUUGAUAAUUAGGGGGUGGUCUUCCCGAUUUUUUUUUGCCAAAACAAAAGGGACCAACUUUAUUUUGAGCGUAACUUGCUUAAAUUUAAUGCUAGAAAAUUUUUAUGACAACAGAAAUAAAGCUUUUUUAAACACUUUAAAAAAGUUAUAAUGAGAUUUCCCCAAAAAUUGCUUAAUUUUUUCGAUAUUUCACUUCGAAAUAUUCUAUUUGAAAUUUGGUGGAAAUUGGGUCCAGAGACCUAACGCGUACACUAUAUUUUUUACUUUUUAACAUGCUAUAUUUUUGCUGUUUUUUUUUUCGAUAACAUACUUACUUUUUGAGUUAUUUGCGAAAAGCCGUCUAAAAAUGUAGUUAUUUUGUUGAAAAAUGAACAUAUUCACUCGCAAAUAACUCGAAAAGUGUUGACUUGGCGAAAAAGCUCUAUAGAACAAAAGUUACUUGAAAAAAGUCAGUUUUUCCAUUUCCGGACUUAUUUUGGAUAUAUAUUUUUUCACCCCCAAGAGGGGGUGAAAGUCACCUCCAGAGGAAAAGCACACAUCACUUUUAAUCACUUACUUAAGCACAAUAUCACUUUUUUUCUUUGAAAUGUAAGUUAUGGGUAUGCCAAAUUUCAUGUCAAUCCAAGCGGCUCUUUAAAAUUUAGAGCAAAAAACGUGAAAGAAUGGACUAGUUGUUUUUCCUCCACGAAACGUGCACGUGUUAUAACCGAUUUAAGAAUUUGAACGCAUCGAGUAAAAUUUUCAAGGUAAGCAUUUUCGCUUUUAUUUCUUACAUGCGUGAAUUAUUUUAAUUUAUUCUCUGUAGUACGGUACAUUGAUAGAUUAGUUAGUGUUUGGGUAUGUAACUCUAAAAUACAUUGUUGUAGAUAAUGAAUUAUUGGUUUUUGAUUGUUACAAGUUGCGGUACGCACACAAUGAACCAAACUAUGUUGGGACACAAUGAACCAUGGUUCACUGUGUACCCUUCCAAUGUUUUAGAUUUAUUUUUAUUUUCAGGAUUGGUCGCGUUAAUAAAAUAGAAAGGAAGAAAAGCGCACAUAGUGUUGAUCAAAUGAGGGCAGCAUUGGACUUAGUAACCAGGCGUAUGAGUAUUCGAAAAGCAGCAGUAGAAAGUAAUUUAGCAUAUCCUACACUAAGGCGAUGUGAAAAAAUAAAGUGUGCUCCAAACGAAAACAUAAGAUUUGUUCUUAACUACGAGACGAACAUGAUUUUCACAAGUGAACAAGAAGACGCUCUUAAGACCUACUUGAAAACUUGUGCACUUAUGUUAUAUGGAUUGACAUCUGUUGAAUGUAGAAAGGUUGCAUAUCAAAUGGCUCAAAGGAAUAAUAUCAAAAUUCCUGAUUCAUGGAAGAAUGCAGAAAUGGCUGGCAGGGAAUGGCUCCGAAGUUUUAAGAACAGGUAUACCGACUGUCUCUGAGAAAACCAGAGCCGUGCAGCCUGGCACGUGCGACAUCAUUUAACAGAGAUAAUGUUAAUCGCUUUUUUGACAACUUAUAUGCUGUAAUGUAUCGGAAUGCCGCAUUUUCUGAUGGUACAAGAAUUUACAACUUGGAUGAAACUGCAACCACAACGGUGCAAAAAACUCAGAAAAUAGUGGCACCAAAAGGGAAAAAGUGUUUGGGUAAAGUCACCAGCGGUGAGAAAGGGACACUAGUAAUAACGUGCUGUUUUAUAUAUGCCAGAGGUUAUGCUUUAACUCCAGCAAUAAUUUUUCCGCGGAAAAAUUAUAAGGAUUUCAUGUUAAAAGAAGCCUUCACUGGUUCUUUAGGCCUUGCUACGCCGACAGGAUGGAUGAAUUCGGAGUUGUUUGUAGAGGUAAUGAAACAUUUCAUUAAACAUAGUAGAAGCCCUCCUGAUAAUCCAUCAAUUUUAAUAUUCGAUAAUCAUGAAUCUCACUUGUCCAUCGCAGCCUUAGAUUUGGCAAAAGCUGCAGGGGUUAAUAUUGUAACUUUGCAUCCCCACACAUCGUCUAAAUAACAGCCACUUGACGUUGGUUUAUAUGCGCCAUUCAAGACGUAUUAUAACAUUGUCAUAGAGUCGUGGCUUCUAAGAAAUCCUGGUAGGCUGAUAUCUGUUUAUGACUUAGCUGAAUGUAUAUGUAUAGCCCAGUCGGGAUAGCAUUUGACCUUGCAUUUGGAGCUGCCCCAAAUUUUAUUUUUUCUAAUCUUUAGGGAGGAUUAAUAUUAGUAUAAAUUUAAAAUCUCGACUGAAUUCCACCGUUGCGUUAGCCGCCAUCUUGAUUUAAAACGAGAACCGUUUUUGCUCAAUAUCUCCGCCAUUUUCAAUUUUUUGACAAAAAGUGAAGAAACUGAAAUUGUUGAAAAUGCGAUUUUCUAUAAUUUAAUUUAUAAUAAUUUUUUUCGUGCGGUCGAUAUUUUCCGAGUUAUGAGGGGAAAAUAGUGACAGUUGUAGCAUAAUUAUUGAAUUAUUAAAUUGUCUCGUUUAUUAUUAGUUUUACAACAAAUAUAUAUCUAUACAAAAAUUAAGAGAAUUAAAUUUUGUACAAUUUUGAUGCCGUUCAUUUUUUUGAUAAAAUCAAUAUUUAAGGUAGUACGUAUGUGGUAAAUGUGCGAGCGUAAGACUUGAUUGAUUUUGUAGCAAUUGUUUUUGUUCAAUAUCUCCGCCAUUUUCAACUUUUCGACAAAAAGUGUAAGAACUGAAAUUGUUGCAAUUACGAUUUACUACAAUUUUUCGAGAAAACCAGUGGCGGGUUUACAAGGAGGGGAAAUGGGAAAAUUCCCCCCCAACAGGGUCCAAAAUUAAAAAAAAAAAUGUUGAAACAUCACGAUAUUAAAUAUUAAAAUUUUUAGCUGACAUAAAACUUAAAAUAUCGACAGACAAAUUCAACCAAUAAAACCUGCUAGUUAAUAAAAUUAAGUGAACUUAAUGCAUAUAAUGUCUUUUUAUGUCUUUUAUAUACUUAGUUUGGUUGAUGUUUCAUUGGAAGUUUUAAAAAUUGUAUAAAAUAUAAUUCUCUUUAUUUUUGUUUAUGUACAAUUAUGUCGUAAAGUUAAUAAUAAAUGAGACAAUUCAAUAAUUAUGCUUCCCCUCCGCUUCCAUUAUUGUCCCUCUUAACUCGGAGAAUAUUGAUCGUAUAAAAAAAUUGUGCCAAAGAAAUUGUAGGAAAUUGCAUUUCCAACAAUUUUCUUUCCCACUGUUUAUGUCGAAAAGUUGAAAAUGGCGGAGAUAUUAAGCAACAACUGUUCUCAUUUAAAAUCAAUAUGGCGGCUAAUGCAACCGCGGAAUUCAGUCGAGAUUUUAAAUUUACACUACUAUUGAUCUCUCCUAAAGGAUAGAAUUAUAAAAUUUGGGGCAGCUCGCAAACAAAAUUCAAUUCAAUAAUUAUGCUCCCCCCACCACUUUUUACUAUUUUCCCAUGUAACUCGGAAAAUAUCAAUCGCAUGAAAAAAACUGUUAAAAAUAAAUUGUAGGAAAUUAUAUUUUCAACAAUUUUAGUUGAAAAUGGCGUAGAUAUUGAACAAAAACAUUUGCUAUAAAAUCAAUCCGGUCUUACGCUCGCGCCAUUAACGCAUACGUACUACCUUAAAUAUUAAUUUUAGCAAAAAAAUGAAAGAAAUUAAAAUUAUGUAGAAUUUAAUUCUCUUCAUUUUUGUAUGGGUACAUAUUUGUUGUAAAACUAACAAUAAACGAGAUAAUUCAAUAAUACAAUAAUUAUGCUCCAACUGUCACUAUUUUCCCCUCAUAACUCGGAAAAUAUCGACCGCACGAAAAAAAUUAUAAUAAAUGAAAUUAUAGAAAAUCGCAUUUCCAACAAUUUUAGUUUCCACACUUUUUGUCAAAAAAUUGAAAAUGGCGGAGAUAUUGAGCAAAAACAGUUCUCGUUUAAAAUCAAGAUGGCGGCUAACGCAACGGUGAAAUUCAGUCGAGAUUUUAAAUUUGGACUAAUAUUGAACCUCCCUAAAUAUUAGAAAAAUAAAAUUUGGGGCAGCUCCUAAUGCAAGGUUAGGCCUGUUAUUCGUCUAACCCGACUGGACUAGUAUUGGAAUAGCACAUAGUCGUUCCAUAACUCUUAGAAAUAUAGCCAAUGUCUUUAAAAAAUGCGGUGUAUAUUCCUUUGAUCGGGAUAUCUUUACAGAUGACGAUUUUUUGCCAAGUGAGGUAACAAACAGACCAUGCCCAAAUGAUGAAAGUUCUAAUAAUAUAAGAGACCUUCAAGGAGGUGAACAUAAUGAUGAAAUCACUGUGCCAAAUGAAAAUGACAGUUCUGCAACUAAUAACAUGCAAUCAGAAAACCCCGAACAUACAGAAAGUCAAGCA
Messenger RNA from Diabrotica virgifera virgifera (western corn rootworm), 7135 nucleotides. RefSeq names its product leucine-rich repeat-containing protein let-4-like. The transcript has 2 exons. NCBI's taxonomy places the organism in Eukaryota, Metazoa, Arthropoda, Insecta, Coleoptera, Chrysomelidae. The coding region runs from base 17 to 1642 and encodes 541 amino acids. The record is from RefSeq and is a predicted model, not a curated record. Gene Ontology annotation, molecular function: protein binding.